Humulus lupulus (European hop) is the source of this 1049-nucleotide messenger RNA. Its product is annotated as putative disease resistance protein RGA1. The record is from RefSeq and is a predicted model, not a curated record. Bases 138 to 1049 code for a protein of 303 amino acids. The transcript has 2 exons. Lineage: Eukaryota; Viridiplantae; Streptophyta; Magnoliopsida; Rosales; Cannabaceae.
AAAUUUCUGGUUGUGAUAAAUUGGAGUAUGUGCCAUGUGGAUUGGGCCAACUAAUUAAUCUUCAGACAUUAUCGAACUACGUGCAGAUGAAGAGAGAGAAUUAUAUCCCAAGGCAUGGUGGUGAGCUAAAAUAAUUGAUGAGACUGAACAACUUAAGAGGCGAUUUGGAAGUUAUAAAUUUGAGCCAUGAGAAAGAUGUGGCAACAGAGUAUGGGAGUGCAGAAUUAAAGGAUAAAAAAUAUCUUCGAUCUCUGACAUUGGAGUGGGAUUCUCAUGUUGAAAUUGAUGAGGCAGAGGCCAUUGUUGGUUAUGAAAUGUCAAUGGAAGGCCUUCAGCCACACGAAAAUCUUCUAGAACUGACCUUAACAAAUUAUGGGGGUGUCAAGGUCUCCACCUGGCUUUCAUCACUUACAAACUUGGUCAACUUAACUUUGAAGGAUUGCAAGAAAUGUGAGUAUCUAGUUUCAUUGAAUCAAUUCCACUGUCUCAAGGUUUUGAAUCUUCAGAACUUGGAGUCUAUUGAGUUGCCUAAUCUAAAGGGAUGGUGGAGAGAGAUUGUAAUUAGUGGUGAAGAAGACGAACACAUAUCCUUGCCUUGUCUCCCUUCUCUUUCUAAAUUGAAAAUACAAGAUUGUGCUAGGAUGACUUGCCUACCACUUUACCCACAUUUGGAACAGCUGACUCUGGAGAACAACUUGAAGCCAUUGGAAGAGACAUUAAGAAUGAAGAUGAUGAUGAGCAGUACCGCUGCAUCUUCUUUCUUUCCUCUCUCCAAAUUGAAAACACUACGUCUAACUAAGAUUGAGAAUCUAGAAUGUCUUCUGGAUUGGUUCGAGAGCCUUACUUCUUCCCUCAAUAAAUUGUAUAUUUGGGAUUGCCCUAAAUUGAAGGAUUUGUGUCUAGGUAUUCUACAUCUCUCGUCACUUCGAAAUCUGUGGAUUGAAAAAUGCGAGGGGUUAGCAGACAUGCUUAAUGGUGAUGAUGGCAUUAUGUGGAAAGCCCUAAAUGGAAGACUCCACUCGCUACAACUAUGGUUUUGCCAAAUAUAG